Molecule: messenger RNA, 1668 nt
Organism: Botrytis sinoallii
Lineage: Eukaryota; Fungi; Ascomycota; Leotiomycetes; Helotiales; Sclerotiniaceae
Exons: 4
Coding region: 352-1593 (413 amino acids)
Molecular function (GO): FMN binding; oxidoreductase activity
Source: RefSeq, a predicted model, not a curated record
AUGCACAUAAAUUAUGCACACUGUUGACAUAACCCAUCAUUUUCAUGUCAUGUCAUGUCAUGAUUUCUUCGCAUUGUUGUCGUCGUGAAAACUCAAACGCUGAUAUGAUAUCACUAUCAAAGUUUUUACUUCUAUGAUCCACUCCAAGUCGGCUCAAUUAUCUAUCCGAUCAAAGUCCGACGAUAUGGUGCUUUCAAAUCAUUUCACGGCCCUCCUUUCAAGAGACGAUGGGUACACCUCGGUGAUUGGGACUAUAUAAAACUUUGAAAAUCCUCGAGAAAAGACGAAUCCAAUCAAGAUAAAAAAUACUGCAAUACUUGUACACCCAAAAUCUAAAAGAACCGUUUCAUCAUGUUACUUUCCGAGAAGAUCACAUUGCCAUGUGGGUUGACUCUGCCAAAUCGUCUUUGCAAGGGUGCAAUGGCUGAAGCUAUGUCAACUGCUCACGUUCCCGAUGAAUCCUUUUUGAAGGCAUAUGGCACUUGGGCUGACGGUGGAUGGGGAAUGGUAAUGACAGGAAACAUUCAAGUGUCUUCCAAAUAUCUCGGAAACAAUAAAGAUGUAGCUAGCACUCCCAAACCCACAGAAGAGACCAAAGCCAUGUGGAAAUCAUGGGCUGCAACCUCCCAACGCUCUGGAACACCAACCAUAGUCCAAAUAUGUCAUGCUGGUAGACAAUCACCCCUUGGGGCUGGCGAUCGCGGCCUCUUUUCAAAAACUGUUGCUCCUUCCGCCGUAGCAAUAAAUUUUGGAACUAGUUUCUUGGAACGGGCCGCUGCUGCGUUACUGUUCGGCACACCACGUGAACUGACGAUUGAUGAAAUUUCUGGACCGGGCGGUAUCAUCGAUGAGUUUGUAUUGGCUGCGAAGCAAAGUUUCGAGGCGGGAUUCAAGGGUGUUGAACUCCAUGGCGCACACGGCUACUUGCUAGCACAAUUCCUGUCUCCUAAGUCCAAUCUUCGGACCGAUGAGUUCGGCGGUACAGCCAGAAAGAGAGCUGAAGUCGUAGUAAGAAUCAUCAACGAAGUCAGAAAGCAAACGAGUAAGAAGUUUUGCAUCGGUAUCAAGGUGAACAGUGUGGAUGCUGCUUCCAACGAGUCAUUGGAAGAUAGUAUGGAGCAAAUCAGGUGCAUAGUUGAAGCCGGAGUCGACUUCAUCGAGAUUUCUGGAGGAAGCUACGAGAAUCCUCGUAUGAUGGGUGAACCCUCUUCAGCCCCUACAACUUCUGCUCGCGAAAGUUUCUUCCUCGAAUUUGCCCAAACAGUACGCAAACAAUUUCCUUCUGUCCUCCUGAUGGUCACUGGAGGUUUCCGCACAAGAGUCGGUAUGGAGGAGGCUUUGAAAUCGGGAGGAUGUGAUCUCAUUGGCAUUGCCCGACCCGCGGCCGUUAUUCCCAAAUUGCCAAACGAGAUUAUCCUCAAUAAGGACGUACCUGAUGAGGAAGCAAACAUCACUCUUAAGCCACUCUCCCCGCCAUUUUUGAUUCGCCACUUCCCUGUUAAACAGGUCGGAGCUGGUUUCCAAAGCAUGUAUUAUUCGUCACAGAUUCAGAGAAUGGCGAAGGGCUUGUUGCCUGUCAACACUAAGGCAUAGAUCACUGUUGGGUACAGACAGAGGAGUUAUAGGUAGAUGAUUUAUGGGUAGAGGAGUUUUACGCGGAUGGGUUUG